Trichomycterus rosablanca is the source of this 2615-nucleotide messenger RNA. RefSeq names its product ajuba LIM protein (gene ajuba). Gene Ontology annotation, cellular component: nucleus; transcription regulator complex; adherens junction. The record is from RefSeq and is a predicted model, not a curated record. Bases 1 to 2127 code for a protein of 708 amino acids. The transcript is spliced from 8 exons. Lineage: Eukaryota; Metazoa; Chordata; Actinopteri; Siluriformes; Trichomycteridae. Gene Ontology annotation, molecular function: transcription corepressor activity. Gene Ontology annotation, biological process: negative regulation of hippo signaling; cytoskeleton organization; positive regulation of miRNA-mediated gene silencing.
AUGGAGAGAAUUGGCACAAAACUAAAGCAGAAGUUAAGGCUGGCUGACUCUGGCAGUGUCAAGUUUAGUAAAAAGAAAAAUGAACUUUCCAACACGAAUAACAACAGUAACAGCAUCAGCAUUAGCACCGAAACGCCGGUAGUAAGCCGUGUGAUCCCGACACCAAACCCAGCACCUGCGAAUACUGCUCAGUUCAGCCUGACCUGCCCACCUUCAGGAGAACCAUGUGCUUCAUCAACUGGCAGACUUGCAAAAGUGGUCAAUUCUCAAAGGGUGUCAUCCUGUGUCACCACCACCUCGGCGUCUGUACCAGAAGAAUCCGGGCCUCCAGUUGAACACCAUCCGGUGACCCUUGCCCCUUUACGGCGGCGUUCACCCCAACAGAGGGCAUCAUGCUACCUGCCUGAGACCAUGGAGGGCCGAGGGACCUGUGACCAGCCAAGACGCACCGACUUGACAUAUAGUGAGAAUGGAGAUCCACAAGGUGCGUACAGCCCAACCUCUCGAGCUGCUCUAAACCAGCGACGUUAUUCUCUUGAGCUUCAACAGUUGGUGCGGAGGCAGCAGUUACUGGCCCAGGCUCCACUGUCUUCCAUGCCACCACCAUACCCGACGCCAAGUCAAGUUCCUCGCUCAGGCUCUGCUGAACCGAACUUUCUCCCUGAACCUGAGCGCCACAAGCGCCUCUCCUUGCAGGAGGCACUUUUCUACAAGCGCUGGAGCUCUGGAGGCGAGCCAUGGGACAGCGGCAGGCCAGCAUCACUUUCCCACCCUCCACUAAGGAGCCAUGAUAGUCCUGGGGCUACCUGCCUAUUUCCUCCAGGUCCAACACUAAGCCCUUGCUCCUCUUUCAGCCUGCAGGAGUCUGUGUUGGCAAGUCCGCGAUCAAGCUUUGCCAGCAGCACAGCUAGCGGAGGUGGAGGUACGGGAAUAGGUGGCAUAAGUGGAAGCCCUGUUGGUAGUCCAUGCAGCAGCAACCGCACCAGUGGCAUUAGCCUUGGCUAUGACAUCAGACAUGCUCCUGGUCCUGCCCAGCCACUGCACUUCUCCGCCACACAGCUAGGCAGUGCCACUACUGGGCAUCUGUACGCAACAUCUGGGCCAGGGAAAGCAACAGCGCCACCGAUAGAAGUGUGGCGAGAUUACCUAGAAAGGGCAUCAGGGAUUGCCGGUGGCUUUCAAGAUAGUCGUCACUCCUACCCUCCAGCAGGAAGUACCCCAGAGUGGUUGAGUGGUGCAGAGCAGCGGCCACCUCGGACAGAUGGUUCAGGUGAGAGGAUGAGGCACUCGGACCUGCCAGGGACACACUACCAGCAGGAGCUUACACGCUUACUACUAAGGGACAUGACUUUGGAGGGAGAGGAAAUGGUUGGAGGGCUAACCCUGAAGGAGCAACCUGGGUCCACUAUAGCACCUCCUGCAGCUGGUGUGGCAACAACCAUAAAAUCUCAGGAGGAGCAUGUAACAGUGAGAGAGUCACAGUCUUCCUUGGACAGACAAGAAUUUUUUGGAACAUGUGUAAAGUGUGGUAAAGGUGUGUAUGGUGCGGAUAACGCUUGCCAGGCUCUGGACAGUCUCUAUCACACCCGCUGUUUCACGUGUGUGUCCUGUGGUCGCACUCUUAGAAAUAAGGACUUCUACAGUGUCAGUGGGUCAGUGUAUUGUAAGGAGGACUACAUGUUUUCAGGCUUCCAGGCAGCAGCUGAAAAAUGCUGCGUUUGUGGACAUCUGAUCUUGGAGCAGAUUCUUCAAGCCCUGGGGAACUCCUACCACCCAAGCUGUUUCCGCUGUACGGUGUGCUCGAAGACUCUGGAUGGCGUGCCUUUCACAGUGGACUACCUCAAUAACGUCUACUGUGUUGCAGACUACAACAGGACAUUCGCUCCUAAAUGUGCUGCUUGUUUACAACCCAUUUUACCUGCUGAGGGCAGUGAGGAGAUUCUCAGGGUGGUAUCUAUGAACAAAGACUAUCACUUUGAGUGCUAUCACUGUGAGGAGUGUGGGAAGCAGCUCUCAGAUAAACCAGGAUCUCAGUGCUUUCCGCUGGACUCCCACCUCCUCUGUCACUCUUGUCACAUGAACAGGGUGUGCAGCUCUCACAACAUCACCCCACACAACACACACUGAAUGAGAGAAAAAAUCCGUUCUGCUGGACCAACAUACUUGCCUUUUUUAUUCAUGUGUAUUAAUGUUUGUGACCAAGGUUAUAUGUUGUCAUUUUGUAAGUAUUUAAUGUAUUGAUAUGCUUCAUUCCCAAUAUUAUCGUGUAUAAUAGCUGAACAGGUUUCACUGUCCUGCACUGACUGAGGAAAAAACAUGGUUUUAAUGACUGAUUUUUUUAAACUUGAGGUCCUACAUUUCAAACAAACAGUGUGGAUGGAACUAGGUGGAUCUGUGGGUCCCUCUAGUGGCCAGUAACUGUACCUGCUGACUACACGUUCGGUAUAAGAUUCUCCACAUGGUGAUGAUUACUGUUAUCAGCCUUAUUAAGUUAUUAGGAACCAUCGCAUUGUGUUAUUGUUUAUAUUCUCUUAUCUGCUGUAGAAAAGAAUUACAAGGGAUUUUUGCUUAACUUUUAAAAAAUAUAUUUAAUAAUACUAGCAAAGAUUUUGCAC